AUGAUUACCAGGGUGACCAAAAGAUUCUCAACAACAAGCUCACCACCAGGAACCGACCCGGUGAGAACCGUCUCACCCACGACUCCCCAUUCAUGGGAGGAAGACUUGAGACUGAAAACACCUGCUGCUGUUCCUCCACGUCUCCUGAGCCGAGGACAGGCAACUCAACAAUCCACAACCUCACCAUCAACUUUAACGAGAAGCGUCUCUCAGACGACACACGGUGGACGAGUCACCUCCGAGAUCAACGCCUCCGCCCAGACCACGACGGUGACCUCGCUCACGGCGACGACGGCUGAGGCUGAGGCUGAGGCUGGAUCUGAAGAGGAGCAGGAGGGAAAGUCCACAGAGAAGGCUCCAUGUGUGGAGGAGGAGGAGCUGGCAGACAGCUCGCAGGAGAAAGACGCAGAUGACUGGGAAGUUGGUCAGAAGAGGACGGUGCCGUUCUUUGCCUGGUCCUUGCUAGAAUCCGUUGGGUUGACUGACUUACAACUACAACCAGACAGCCAAGAAUGCAGUCACUCCUUCACCCUGUACGGCAGCGACGGUCGAGCCCGGCGGGAGAUGCCGGCUCUGGGGGAGAUGCUCCACUGCCUGACGGGUCGAUGCCCGCACGAGUACGAGAUGUACGGCUGCUACUGCGGACAGGAGGGCGGGGGUCGACCCACGGACCAGCUGGACAGGUGCUGCUUCUUCCAUCACUGCUGUCUGAAGCAGAUCGGCUCCAUGGGCUGCCGGUCGGAGAGGAAGCUCAACGCUCAGCUCUCCUGUGAGAACGGGAAACCACGAUGUCAGGGCGUCAGUGUGUGUGAUAAGCUGCAGUGUGUGUGUGAUAAAGCCACAGCAGAGUGUAUGUCAGCGGCCCACUUCAACCACACCCAGCCGCCGCCGCAGUGCCGUGGCCCCGCACCCCCCUGCCGCCGGGCCAGCAGACCCCCCAAACCACGGCCCACCUCCCAGUCCAGUGAGGAGAGUGAGGAGGGCCAGGGAGGAAACUCUCACGUGAACGUUGGAACGAUGAAGCCUGACGUCACUUCAACGUUUACGAGCACACCUCCACCACGACGAGACCAGAACAGUGAUGAAAUCUACGACCUGAAGGACCAGGAGAUGUCGAAGAAUCCUCCGGGAGGAUCUGAGGAGGGCAGAGAGCCACCGAUACACAGCGGGGUUCAAACCCACAACCACAGGCCGAGUCCAGGGCAGAGCCAAGGCCAGAGACCAGCAGGGAGACCAGGAGGGACCACGGUGAAAGUAGUGGAGGAGAAAAAGGUGGAGGAGGAGGAGGGGGGUGGAGAGGAGGAGGAGGAAGAAGAAGAAGAGGAGGAGAAAUAG
Anoplopoma fimbria (sablefish) is the source of this 1335-nucleotide messenger RNA. RefSeq names its product otoconin-90-like. Gene Ontology annotation, biological process: lipid catabolic process; phospholipid metabolic process; arachidonate secretion. Bases 1 to 1335 code for a protein of 444 amino acids. Gene Ontology annotation, molecular function: calcium ion binding; phospholipid binding. The transcript has 8 exons. The record is from RefSeq and is a predicted model, not a curated record. Lineage: Eukaryota; Metazoa; Chordata; Actinopteri; Perciformes; Anoplopomatidae.